This is a messenger RNA of Eucalyptus grandis, 2415 nucleotides long. Its product is annotated as calmodulin-binding protein 60 D-like. The transcript is spliced from 8 exons. Gene Ontology annotation, biological process: regulation of salicylic acid biosynthetic process. The coding region runs from base 308 to 1975 and encodes 555 amino acids. Gene Ontology annotation, cellular component: nucleus. NCBI's taxonomy places the organism in Eukaryota, Viridiplantae, Streptophyta, Magnoliopsida, Myrtales, Myrtaceae. The record is from RefSeq and is a predicted model, not a curated record. Gene Ontology annotation, molecular function: DNA-binding transcription factor activity; sequence-specific DNA binding; calmodulin binding.
AGGAGUCCAAAGGCCAAGUUCCUGGCGCUGGGAAGCGUCCAAAAUGCGAUCUGUUGGUAUCGGCACACGCAGAAGUGCGGUUGAAAAUUUGACCUGUGUUGGGUUCUUUUUUUAGAUUUUACUGAAUGUCAUGUCGUUGUUAACGGCUUCAAACUAGAAGUUUCUCUGUACCUACCGUUUCUGUGGUGGGCCAAUCUUGAGUCCUAUAUAUUUCUGGUGGUUGGGAGUAGUGACUGCUGUAUCUAUGCACACUGCAAGUUUUACAAAUUUUUGACAUGAAUCUUAAGUUUCCUUUUAUUCUCUGGUGAUGUCGAAGAGGCAACUACAGGAGGAGGAUAAGGAGGGUGGUUCUGGAGGAUCAGCAAGAAGGCCUAACAUUAACUAUUUGAGAAAUGUGAUCGGAGAGCUGUCACCGGAUCAAUUUGCAUCAUAUUUCGAGCCCCUCUUUCGGAAAGUGGUUAGGGAGGAAGUGGAACGUGCAAUCCCGUGCUUUCAUGAUCCGUCGUUAAGAGCACAAUCUAAUCCUGUUGGGACUUCUGAAGAAAGCAGUCUUCGACUGCAAUUUGUUACCAAAUUACCAGCAACCAUCUUCACUAACUGUCAGAUAGAAGCCGAGGACAGUACUCCUCUCAGGAUCGAACUAUUUGAUGGUAGGACCAAUGAGAGGGUUACAAGUGGCCCCCUAUCUUCAAUAAAGAUCGAAAUCGUCAUCCUCGAUGGAGAUUUCGGGUCAGAUGAGGAAGAGGAUUGGACCGAGAAGGAAUUCAAUGGAAAAAUCACCCACAAAAGGGAAGGGAAAAGGCCAUUGGUAACCGGGGAGCUUACUGUGAUGUUGCAAGGAGGAAUUGGUUGUCUCCGUAAUUUAAUCAUCACCGACAACUCGAGCUGGAUGAGAUGUCGGAAAUUCAGAUUAGGAGCUCGAGCUGUUCAAAAGGUUUCUGCAGAAAUAAGAAUAAGGGAAGCGAGAAGUGAAGCUUUCGUUGUUAAAGAUCAUCGAGGAGUUUUGAACAGGAAGCACCACCCUCCAUCACUGAGCGAUGAAGUGUGGCGUUUAGAGAAAGUAGCCAAAGACGGUGCUCUACAUAAGCGCAUGACUUCAAGGGGAAUCAACACUGUUCAAGAUUUCCUCCAGCUGUACGAAGCUGACGAAUCCUCUCUAAGAAAUAUACUUGGUGAUCGGGUUGCUAACGGAAUAUGGGAGAUGAUUGUCAAACAUGCCAGGACCUGUGUGGUCGACAAUAACAAGACAUACGCUUACUAUCAAGCUUCAAACCAGGCCGGUAUACUGUUUAACUCAGUGAUGAAAGUGGCUCAAGCAACACUUGACGGCCAAACUUACCAGUCACUAGACCAAUUGACCCACUCUCAGAAGAUUUUGGUGCAGAACUUAAGAAGGCAAGCUUACUGUAACAAGAAUCGAUGGGUGCUGCUUGAUGCCUUACCCAGCAUCACUCCUCUGAGUGCCCUGACCAACUUGCCUAUGGAGUCAUCAAUUGUACUGAGCCCGCUUCUUCAUCAUCUAGAUCACACAGUGCCAAACCAAGAGAACCCACAAUUAGAUUGCCUGGAGCCACAGAAUCAUAUUAUCGCGGCUAUUAUCAAUCAGACAGCAGCCAAAAGCUUAGGAAGGCAGGACUUUUCGUCCUAUUUUAGUGCUGGUGAAAGCAGUUAUCGUCCUGGUUACUCACAAGGACCGUUUGCGCCAAACCAUUCGUCUCCUGAGGAGCUUUUCAUAGUGCCAUCUCCAAUCCCUGGCAAUUUGAUGGGGCCACUGGAGCACACUUUCAUCAUCGGAUCGAGCAGCAGGGCAGAUUUUGGGAUCUGUCCAUCUGGCACAGGUUUCAGAGUUUGGAAUUCUAGAAUCUCGAAGCCCAGAGCAGCGUGGUGCAAGAUCCGUGCCGUGGUGAAGUGGGGAUCAGUUCGGCGUGUCGUGGCUGCAAAGAGAACAGCAAUGUUCAAUUGGGCACAUUAUUAAGCUGUAUACAUGGAGAGCCCAUCCCCCAAGAGAAUUUUGGGUGCUCUAGGAGCACAAAGCUCUCAUCCACCCAAGCCAAUCAUCACGUAUGAAGUAUCAACAAACAGAAAGGAGGAAAUUCAUGAUACUUGAUCGCAGUGAUUGUCUUGGGUGGAUGAGAAUGUCUUGUUCGGGGAGGCACCAAAUUUCUCCAGAGCAUCUAAGGUUAAGCUGCCCUAGAUGCAUCAACUUAGAAUAAUGCCUCAUCACUGCAGUUAUCUCUAUUGUGUUAUCUUGAGUACCAUUUCAUUUUUUGAAUUAAGUUGUGCACCAUCAACAUGGGGCUGCCAGUCUUAACCAGUCUUAGGAAGUAUCUCAAUACAGGGGUUUUUUCUUCAAGAAUUGUAAGCCUUUUGUUUCCUUCUUCAAGAAUUGUUCGGCAUUCUGUUUGUCCUAACCAA